CGGUCAAAAAAGACAGACAGAAAGGCCAAUUUAGGCAAACUAACAAUCUUAAACGAAAAUUAAACACUUGUCGACAUUGCUAACAUCAUUUGUACGUAUCAUCUUUCAAUAUCAAUGGCUUUGACUUACAAUGGGUUUAGAUAUUGACGGAAAAAUGUCAACUGUUAGCAGGGCUUAUACACACUCUUGAUGCAAUACUUUGUUGCAAGAGGGGGUUUUGGGGAAUUUUGGCUAAUGAGAUCCCACAUCUGCCACAUCUGACCUUUUUGACAAGUCAUGCAGUUUUGCUCGUCAUUUUGUGUCAAAGAUUAGUUUUUAUUGCAAAAGAAUGAACGCGAAUCAUUUUGUAUUAAAAUUACCAAGUUAUAAGGUUCCAUUUCUUGUUUUAAGAGCAGACAAAGUCGCCUCUCGUUGUGAUCCGAAACACAAAUGUUUGGGCGGGUACUUUUGCUAGACAGUGCGAAGGAGCUCGGAUGGCUAGCCAAUUACGAGGUUGCUUUUAUUGUUGUAAUGCGUAAUUUGUUCAGUUGGUGAGGGAUGAGGGUUUGAAAGAAGAUUUAUCCAGACAAAAGACAGACAUUUCCAGAAAUCUCAGCAAGAUGUUUCUAUGCUGAAUCUAUGCUAGCUCAACAAACUGGUUACACAUUUGUAAACUCUCAGCAAUUAAUGAAAAGUUAACCCCAUCUUGUAACAGGCUCAUUUGUAUUAGACAACCCUAGAAAGAUGGAUUUUCAUUCACUGCAAAUGGCAGCAUCAGUGUUCAUCUUGAUAAUGAUAUCUUUCAAAUUAGACACAUUUCAUGCAUACAAAUUUGAAGCAGAUACUGAUCUAAAUAAUAUGGCUUUUCAAGGAAAUGAAGUAUUUAUAGGGGCUACAAAUUAUAUUCAUAGACUGAACAGCAAUUUAGUACAACUCAAUAGCAAGAAAACUGGGCCAGUGAAUGAUAGCAGACAUUGUAUUACUCCUAAUGAACACUGUAAAGAUCUCAAGCUAACAGACAAUCGAAAUACUGUUCUUUUAAUUUACAAGAAAUCUGAUUCACUCACAUCAAAGACAAUUACAAGGUUAUUUACUUGUGGCAGUAUAUACCAAGGUGUCUGCCAGUUGAGGGAUAUAAAAAAUAUGGAUUCGGUAUUGAAUGGUAGUGCAGCUGUGGCAGCAAAUGAUGCAAAUUCAUCAACUGUAGCAUUUCUUGGUCAAGACAAGUCAGGUAAUAACAUGCUGCAUAUUGCUGUUACGCACAAUAAGCGUAUUGAUUUCAUGACAUUACCAGCAGUCUCUAUCAGGCAGCUAGAUGGCCUUGGGGAGAGAUAUUUCUUGAGACCAUACAACAAGAAUUACAUUGAAGUAAAAAGAGACUAUGUUAUUGACUAUGUAUCUGGCUUUCUGUUAGAAAAGUUUGCUUUUUUCACAUCUGUACAGCCUGUACAAUAUGGAGGAGGUGCUUCAAAUGUCUACGAAUCAAAGAUAGUCCGUUAUUGUUUAGAGGUCCCAGAAUUCUAUUCCUAUACUGAAAUUCCAUUAUCAUGCAAGGACUCUGCUGGAACUCAAUACAAUAUCUUGAUUAGUGGUAUGCUCAUAAAAGCAACUGGCAAGACUGCACAAAUGUUGAAUGUCAGUGAAGGUGAUAAUGUCUACAUAGGAGUGUUCAGCAAAUCAGCAGCAACAGGGAAGGCCCAGACUGACAAAAAUGCUGUUUGCAUUUUUACAAUAAAAGAUGCUAAUAAGGCAUUUGAUGAUAAUAUCAAGAUGUGUGUGCUUCAUGGUGAGCCUAUAGAUGGUGGUUUGAAGUGGAUGAAGACAUAUCAGCCUGGAGUGCUCUGUAAGGAAGCUAAAAGAGAGUAUCAAUUUCGAGUGUCUCGGCAAUCGACUGGAGGUGCGCUGGAUCUUUCAUGCGAGAACUUCCGCUACGUGAGAGACUUCAAACAAGGCGGUCAUAUUCCGUUGAAUAACACGCACUCGUUUGUGGUACCCGGGAAACUCACUGCCAUAAAGGCAUAUCCACAUGCAAGAGGGCUGGCGGUAUUUCUUGGGACUUCGAAAGGAAUGCUGAAUGAGUACGCCGUCUUUACUGGCAUGAAGACACAUCUGUAUGGAUAUGAGGUUGUGGUAAACAAUGAACCGAUAAGAAAAAUGGACAUAGAUCCAGCUUACCAAGGCCUAUACGCAAUGACCCGUCGACAGGUUUCCAAGUAUAGUAUCCAGAAUUGUGGAAAGCGCUUGUCAUGUGUCGACUGUCUAGCAGGGCCUGGUUGUGGCUGGUGUACGUUAGAGAAAAAAUGCAGUAUAAAGAGCGAAUGCAUCUACUCUCAAAGACCUUUGUACUUUGUUGAUGACAGCGUAGACAGCUGCCCUUCAGUUCUUUCCUUCAAACACGACCCAGCUGCAAUUUCAGUUCGAGAACAAGCUAAGGUGUAUUGGAAGAUCAAGAACAUGCCUGUCUUGCAGGAUGGGCGAACCUACAAGUGCUCUUUUGGUUCAGCCAAUGUCACUACUGUUGUUUCUGGAGACGAAUAUUCUUGCACCACUCCAAAAUUUGGCGAAAUCCCGGAAAUAGUUGAUGCGAGAAGUACCGCGGUGAAAGUAAUUUUGCGGUCGCCUGAGAAAGAUAUUGCUUUGUUUCAUAACAGUGUAACUUUCUUCAAUUGUGAGCAGAUCAAAAGCUGUUUGGAAUGCACUAGAUUCAAGUACACUUGCAACUGGUGCUCAAGUUCAUUGACCUGCUUAGACCGCCUUUCUUCUUGCGGAAAUUACAUUGCUCAUGCUGGGCCUGAGCAGGCUAUUGCCUUUAGCCAGUGUCCAUUGAUUACUGGCAUGAAAACCAGUUUUGUAUCUGAUAGCGUUGAUAGAGAGAUCCGAAUCGAAGGGAAAAAUUUACCAGCACCAACGGGGUUAUUCAAUUACGAAUGUCUGGUAAGGAUAGAAGACCAGGAACUUAAGACCAUAGGACGACUAGAGAGUAAGACCUCUCUUGUUUGCACCAAGAGAAUAUAUAAAUACGUCAGAAACACGGCAAACUACACAACAGUAGUGUUGAUUCGAUUUGGCGGUAAAGACUUAGAUGUUAUUAAAGACACAAGAGUGACGUUUUACAAAUGUGAGGUUGAGAGGCACAGCUGUGGUAUCUGCUUGAAUGCACCAAAAGCGUGGCAGUGUGGCUGGUGUAACCAGAAAACGUGCACUGUCGCGGAUGCUUGCAGUGCAACAAAGGACUGGGCCAAUGCUACCUGUCCUCGACCCCCAGAGAUCAAGCAGUUCUCGCCACUAUCAGGAGCGAUAUCCGGGAAUACCGAAGUGAAAAUCGAGGGGAGAGAUCUGGGUACAAUUAAAGCAGACAUCGUCAAUGUUACCAUUGCUGGCCGAAGAUGCCAGCUACUUCCAGAUUUGUAUGUAGUAUCGAAAACGGUUUAUUGUAAAACGGAGAAAAUCCCAGCCCCAAGAAAUGGCACUGUUCAGAUGUUUGUUAAAUUUGGACAAAGGAUCAUUCCAGUAAGCUCGAAGACACAAUUUAUGUAUAAGAAGCCAACGAUCCUCCGAUUUGAGCCAACCAAGGGCCCCUGUUCAGGCGGUACCAAAUUCACGGUCUUUGGAAGUGACCUGCAUGUUGGUGGAGCCGUCAAUGUAACGGUGGCUGGCAACCUAUGUAAUGGCAACUUACGGAGAUUUCCGAGCAAAAUUGUUUGCACCAUUUCAAGUCGCUGUUCAAAACGGCGUCGAAGGGCGAUAGAUAGCGUCAAAGUUUCAUUCGACGGCCAAAAUGUGCCGCUCAGUAUCGAUGCCGUGUUCAGUGUGCAGCCCGACCCCAUUGUUAAAAGUGUAAACACGCACAAAUUAAGGACUGAUAAUAAUCAGGCCCUGGAAACAUUUGUAAGUGGUGGGCAGGUUUUCAUUGUGAAAGGAGAACGAUUUGACCUUAUUCAGCAUCCAAGAAUAAAGUUUUUGGUUUAUCCACAGAUGCUACCAGCAUACGGGCCAUGUAACAUAACAUUGCCAACUCGACUAGACUGCAUUGCUCCGAAUAUUACUGGUAUCACAGGAGAGAUUAACAAUGCAUCGGUUAUUGUUCAACUGGGCUUUGCUAUGCAACGUGUCAAAUCUGUGGAGUCCAUAGAAAACAUUACUGUUCGAGGUGAUCCAGUUUUUGAAAAAUUUGGUAUCAAGGAUCUUCGAAGAAGGAAUUUGUUUUUGAAGGGGUGGAAUCUGGAUUUGCUUGGAAACGAGGACGUUAAUGUGACAGUUGCAGGAUUGCCUUGCGUGGUGCAAAAUAUUAGAGAGACUCUAUUUUGUAUAUCGCCGGAAGAGGAAAAACUCGAGAAGAUAAAGCAAAGUCAAAAGGCUCUUGUUAAGGUCGUAAUUGGGCAAGGAGGACUGGAACAGACUCUUGGUUUCAUACGCUACGUGAAAAGCCCAGUAGAGGCAAAGCCAUUCCCAUGGCUUUAUGUCUACAUCACAGCACCAAUUGCAGCUGGCUUGAUUGUUGUCAUAAUUGUUCUCAUUAUAUUGUAUUUUCAACGAAAGAAGAAGGAGAAGAAGUAUCAGAAGGUGUACAAAACGAGGCUGGAAAAUCUUGAAUCGAGAUACGCGAGGGAAUGUAAAGAAGCCUUUGCCGAACUGCAGACUGAGAUGACUGACCUCACAACCGACAUGUCGUCAACCAUACCAUAUUUGGAAUUCGAGAAUUACGCAAUGAGAUCGUUAUUUCCUGGAAUUGACACGCACCCAAUUAUGGACAGAGAUUGCAACAAAAGUGAUACAUGGAAGAAGUGUAUGUCAUCUCUUUGUGAUCUUUUGAAAGAGAAGGAAUUUUUGUUAAUUUUCAUCAAAACUCUGGAGUCACAACAGAGCUUUGCGAUGAGAGACAGGUGCAAAGUUGCUUCGUUGUUGAUGGUUGCACUGCAAGACGACCUGAAAUACGUCACCGAUAUUCUUCAGGAGCUGCUAGCAGAUUUGAUCCACAAAUCAGUGGAUUCCGGUAGAGCGAAGUUACUUCUUCGUAGGACUGAAUCAGUUGCCGAGAAACUUCUUACAAAUUGGCUGUCCUAUACACUUCACGAGUUCCUACAGCAACGAGUUGGCGAGCCUCUGUUCCGAUUAUUCACUGCUAUUGUGUCGUUGCUGGACAAAGAACCGGUCGAUGCGAUUGCGUGCGAGGCUCGUAAUUCUCUAAGUGAAGACCGUCUUCUGAGACAAAAAGUUGACUUUACUACAAUUACUGCUCAUGUUGAAUACGAAAAAGGUGACAUGAUACAAGUACAACUUCUCAACUGUGAUUCUGUCAAUCAAGCCAAGGAAAAAAUCCUAAAUGCUAUUUAUAAGAAUGUUGCCUUCUCGCAAAGACCAAACAAAGACUCUCUGGUAUUGGCGUAUCAAACACCCGCAGGUGGCGAAAAGAUCUUACAUCAAGAAGAUAGUACUUGUGAAAUCGACGGAGAGUGGAAAAGAAUUAACACGCUCGAUCAUUUCCUGAUUCCUGACGGAUGUCAAUUGAAGCUCAUGGCGUUUACCGUCUUUUCUGAUGGCACUGGCACCCCUGGUAGGUUUGAUGUUUUUCACGACUCUUCCCUUCCCAAUGUAAACUUCGCACCUACUCAUAGCAGUACCCCAAUGCUCAAUAACCACUCGAACAGUGAUGACUGCUACAGACUUUGGCAUUUGGUUAAAACUUCAGAUUAUCCAAUUGAACAUAAAGAAGAUGUCAGACAAAAUAAAAUGAUGGCUGAGGUGUAUUUGACAAGGCUGCUGAAGACUAAGGGAACCCUGCAAAACUUUGUAGACGACCUUUUUGGAUCAGUGUUUUCAGUUACAAGCAGAAACAUCACUAUUCCUCCUGCCAUGAAAUUCCUCUUCGACUUUUUGGAUAAGCAAGCAGGGCUCCUGAACAUUUCCGACAACGAAGUUCUGCACACAUGGAAGAACAACUGCCUGCCGCUCAAAUUCUGGAUAAACAUAAUCAAAAACCCAAACUUUGUAUUUGACAUUCAUAAAACAAGUAUCGUUGAUUCUUGUUUGUCAGUUGUUGCUCAGUUGUUCAUGGAUUCUUGCUCUCCUGAAGAGCAUAGGCUUGGCAAGGAUUCACCUUCAAAUAAGCUGUUAUAUGCGAAGGAAAUUCCAGAUUAUAAGAAGAAAGUUGCACGAUUCUACAGUGAAGUUAAGUUAUUACCUCCAGCUACGGACAAAGAGCUCAUAGAAAGCCUAUCAGAUAUAUCCGAUAAAUACGGGGAUGCUUUCAAUCAUUACAAUGCUGCUAUUGAAUUGCUAUCAUAUGCUGUGAAAUAUAAAGUGAAGAUAAUGGAUACAUUAGAAAGUGAAGACUUGGAAGAGUAUGCAAAGAAACUGCAAGAGAUAAUGGAGACUUUGCCUGACGAUUAGGACUGAUAAAAUCUUUGCUUCAUUUAAUAUGAAGUGAAAACAAUGCUACAGUCAUCUAGAGUAAACCCCUUAUGAUCCCAAGAUGAACACAACUCCCGCAAACAGACUGCAUUGUGGGAUCAACAUCCCAUGGCCAAGGACGAUCGAGAACGACAUCAGGUCUUUAUGUUUUGAUUGCGCAAAAGGAUGCAAGCCCCGUGUUGCUUUGUAGAGUUAAGCAGUUCCAGUGUGACAGUGUAUUUAAGUGUUAGAAGUUUUCCGCUUCUGUGCAUAAGAUGAUAAUUGAUAAUUACACUAUUAUAUUAUUAAGUAAUGCUAAUUUAUGCAAUGGAUAGGUCAUUUGUUUAAUUAGGCUGAUUAGCCGAGUUACGAACUGCUAUCGAGCUAUCGUGGUAUCUUGAAUAAAAGUAAUCUGCUACUGCUAAAGUAAUUUGACACAGUCAGGUUUGCUGCUAAAGGAACUGACUGAAGACUGGUCCAUGAACUAUUUCCCCUGUCUUCGUUGGAAAUUGUUUUGCGAAGAAUCUCUCUUGUAUAGUAACUUGUAUAGUAGGUUCUGGUAGCAAAACACACGAUAGCCAAGCUAUUUGGUGGGAAUUAUGCUUUACUCCUUACGAAUGGAAAAUAAGACAUGCAGCACAACUGACUUGGACAAAUUAAAAAAAAAUAUCUGCCACAUAGGUGCGGGAUAAAGAAAUUAGCUGUUGUCACUUAGUCACUGUUUAUGUCCAAAGCCCUUUUAAGAUGUGCUGUUAAUUAUUUUAGUUUUAUGCUGGUGUUUGCAGCGUUUUAACUUUUUUAAUUGUUAGCUUUUUAUGUUGAUUGAUCUUAUAAAAGUGUUAAUUACGACAAUAAUGAAAUAAAUAUAUCUUAAAAAAUAUGGCACGUGCUUUAGCGUAUACUUGAACAUUACAAGAGUUUUAUUUUAAGACACCUGUAUGUAUUUUGAAAAGACUAGAGAAUUUUGCUUCUGGCUGUCGAUCUAAGCAGGUUAUUGCAAAAAUCCCCCAACAAGUAGCUCGGUAGGACUAGGUGCUUCAUGGACACGAAAACCAUGGCUAAUUCCCGUUGUCCAUCAUUCAGCUUUUAUCAGCCAAAUUAGUUUUUCGCUUCAAGACAGUCUGAUUGCCUGCUGACCUCUAAAACUUCAGUGGGGAUGCGUUCAGCCUAUGCUUCAACGAUUUUUUCUGUCAGUAUAAUGACGAAGUAAUGCAAUUAUUUUUAUUGAACAGUGCUUCUUUAAUUAGAAAAGACUCGAUGGCAUCGUGUUCCUACUAUAAGAUCACUUACCAUAAAACAAUGCAGUUUUCACAUUUCUAUUUUUACUUGAAACAAGGUAGUUUCGAAUGCAAAAACCAAAAGCAACCCAUGACUAGUUUUAAUUAUUUUACAAAGAGGAUCACGAAACAAUGCCCUUUUCUAUGGAUUAGCAGAACCAAAAUCUCCAUAAUACGAGCUUGCUUGAAAGAAGUCUAUGGUCACUAACAUUUUUUUCUAAAGACAAAUAUGAGCAAUCUCUUUUGACGUUGCAAACUUGUAAGAACGUGGUAAAACUACACUUUUUACGUUUUAAACUUAUUUAUGCUAUCAUUUAGCACUAGUUGCAAUGUUCAGUGUAGUAGUAUAUUUAAGACUCGGUGUUAUUGUCACAUACAACAUAGAUAAUCGGUUUCAUAAUAAACUUGUCUGUUAACCGUUGUAUGAAAAUUAAAGUGCUGUAUUAAAAUGAAGGUAAUAUCCAAA
Messenger RNA from Rhopilema esculentum, 8112 nucleotides. Its product is annotated as plexin-A4. The record is from RefSeq and is a predicted model, not a curated record. NCBI's taxonomy places the organism in Eukaryota, Metazoa, Cnidaria, Scyphozoa, Rhizostomeae, Rhizostomatidae. Gene Ontology annotation, biological process: semaphorin-plexin signaling pathway; regulation of cell migration. Gene Ontology annotation, cellular component: semaphorin receptor complex; plasma membrane. Gene Ontology annotation, molecular function: protein binding; semaphorin receptor activity.